CAAUCAUGUAUAAGGUUCUUGUGAUUGGCGAUGUCAGAGUCGGAAAAACUUCUUUUGUUCAUCGUUUUGUUAAUAACACAUUCAAAGAAAACUAUAAAGUGACUCUUGGAGUCGACUUCGCGUUGAAAACUCUGGAACUUAGUGAUGGCCAAGCACUAAAACUGCAACUAUGGGAUAUUGCAGGGCAUGAAAGAGCAACUUCUAUGACACGAGUAUAUUACAAGGGAGCAUCUGCAUGUGUUUUAAUGUUUGAUGUCACCGACCCUGAAACUUUUCAAAGCUGCACGAAAUGGAAGCAAGAUCUCGACGCGAAAGUUUUUUUAGCAGAUCAAAAUCCGAUUCCAUGUCUUCUACUGGCAAAUAAAAGUGACCUUGUAAAUGAGAGAAAAGUUUCAGAUCAAGAUAUUAAACGGUUUGUGAAAGAUGCUGAUUUUGUCGGAUGGAAACUCUGCUCCGUAAAAAAUAACGAAGGGCUAGAGGAUGGAAUGAAAUUUUUGACCACCCGCAUGCUCCAACGAUGCAAAGCGAUCACUAUGACAGCACAAGACACAGUUUUAUCAUUAGAAUCCGACGGUGAAAAUCGAAGCAAUUCUUGCUGCCGAUCAAAUCAAUGAACAUGUGAGGAGACAGUCAAAUACAUAAAAAUAGUCAAAUUUCAACUAUGUAAUUUGAUUUAUUUUUUAUGUUUUGGUCUCGAUAUGCUGGAUAUUAUAGUGAACAGCAAAGAAAUUGAUGCAAGUCCAUUCAUUCCUAACAAUACUCAGCUCAGAUUGAAUCAAAUUUUACUAGUUCUAACCAGGAUUAUGAUAUAUCAUAACAAUUGUAUAUAUUUUAGAUGAAGUAAAUUACCUUUACAGUUUGAGUUGAUUUUUCACACAUUAAUUUACAUUUACUGUCGGGAAUACCUACAAAUACCCAAUACAUUACGCAUAAUCUAUUUCUUUUAGGGUUUCCCAGCUUUCCUGGCAAAUUAGGCCAUGUAGACUUUUUUUGUGAAACUUUUUUUAUUCUUUCUAUUUUUAUGUAUAGAUUGAGAUUCUAUUAAACAAAUCGUUUGAAUGGAUUUUGAUUAGAAUGCAUACAUUAAAAUACCUUUAGUUUUAUUGUUAUUUGUAAAGUCAACAAACUUAUGCAAUAUUUCUCUCACAUAUUUUUUUUUUCAAUUUAUUAUUACGCAUUACGUAAUGACUACCGUGUUAUGGCGAGCUUCCCCAGUUUGUUGAAUAUUGCCUAAAGUGAAUUGCUCUUUGAAUUAGGCUUUCAACCUUAUUUUACUGAUAUUGCUGGUUGUCCUACUAUCAAAAUGAAAACUUGAAUUGGCAAGAAAAGUAGAGUAUGAUAUUGUAAUUCACUAUAGUCAAAAAAUGGCAAUAAAUUAAAUGUUAAAUUUUAACUUAGUUUCGAAAAAUCAAUAGUACAAAUACGAUGGCAUUUUAUCUUUUGAAUUUGAUAAUCUUAGGAAAAAUAUUCGACACCACGAUGUGCUGAUCGAAAUACAUUUUCAUACAUUUACCCAUUGGUGAUAUUAAUGGUCUAGUCUAGUAUAUUCUGU
Molecule: messenger RNA, 1552 nt
Organism: Styela clava
Lineage: Eukaryota; Metazoa; Chordata; Ascidiacea; Stolidobranchia; Styelidae
Product: ras-related protein Rab-7L1-like
Biological process (GO): endosome to lysosome transport; phagosome-lysosome fusion
Cellular component (GO): lysosome; late endosome; phagocytic vesicle
Molecular function (GO): GTP binding; GTPase activity
Source: RefSeq, a predicted model, not a curated record